CUCCCCCUUUGUCUCGUCCCCCCCUUUGGGGCAUGGUGCUUGUGGACCCCAUUCCACCGUGAACGUGGCUAACUAGGAUUGAGUCCGAGAAUGUCAUGGGCUAACAGGUCCUCUCGAACCACACCGAUGUUGGUUCAUGGCCUAGAUGCACACGUUCGUGUCCUUUUGCCCAGCCUAAUGCGAAGUUCAAGAAGGCACCUUUUCCCAGCUUCCCCUCUAUCAGCCCUUUCUACUGUUCCUCCUUGUUCCUGACAGUUGCUACUCGAAUAUUCCCAGUCGUCGUCUCUCUGAGGUACCUCACCAAACAACAACACUCGUGCCCUACGUCAUGGAGCAACUGAGUGCCCUUUCCUCGCAUGACCCGCGUUGCUUUGCCUCUAAGCCUCAGCCUCAACCCCAGACCCAGCCAGAGACGGCUUCUCAGUCUGCUGCCAGGUUGCUAUUCAAAUCACACUGGAAGUUGAACACAGAAUCAUCUCGUGAGGAGCCCAGAUUACGGAGGCUGUUGGGCCACAUAUCAGUGUACGACCGCACGAGGACGUUUGCACAAGCAGAAGAACAGACACAGCCGUCGGAAGAGACAAGGCCGGAACCAAACGAACUGUCUACCUACAUCCAACAACACCAAGUACCUUCUUUCAAAGAAUUCCAGGCAGCCCUCGAAGCCCAGCUGGCAACCAUUGCGCAAAUCCGAGCAGCCGCGGAACAAUACAACAACGCCGAGGAGUACAACAGCGACGAAGAAGAGGAAGAUGACAGCGACUACGACAGCUGCGACGGCGAUUGGUCUGACGAGGAGGACACCUCAGCCGAGAGCGAUGACAGCUGCACGGACUACGAAAGCGAGGGCCAACGCUCCGAAUGCUCCAGUCCCACUUUCGACUCGGCGGACGCCAAGUAUGGCCAGGACGAGUCGGAGGAGGACGACGAUGUCUGGGCCAUUCGGCCUCUUAUACCCCUUGUGAGCAAUCGCUCGGCAGAUUCGGGAUAGGGCUGAGAUCCGGGGAAUCAUGGGCACUAUCUUUUUCAGCUUCUCGUGUUUGGUUCUUGGCGUGGAGUCUUGUCGGUCAUAGGUCUCAUGGUGUCUCGACCCAGGCGGACACAUGAAAAAAAGGGAGGGCAUAUUAUUGGAUUGGGAGAAAGGAACUUUAUGUUUGGCAGAUGGAGUUUUUUUUCUGUGAUACCCAAAAAGGUGGAUUUGAAAAUAUGUACAAGGCGAAAUGAAUCCUCGUGCUCGUCAGAUAGCUGAACGGCACAUCAUGAACUUUGCAGACAC
Molecule: messenger RNA, 1276 nt
Organism: Cladophialophora immunda
Lineage: Eukaryota; Fungi; Ascomycota; Eurotiomycetes; Chaetothyriales; Herpotrichiellaceae
Exons: 1
Coding region: 329-991 (220 amino acids)
Source: RefSeq, a predicted model, not a curated record